Eubalaena glacialis (North Atlantic right whale) is the source of this 2938-nucleotide messenger RNA. RefSeq names its product NCK interacting protein with SH3 domain (gene NCKIPSD). The transcript is spliced from 13 exons. Gene Ontology annotation, biological process: endocytosis. The record is from RefSeq and is a predicted model, not a curated record. The coding region runs from base 98 to 2242 and encodes 714 amino acids. Lineage: Eukaryota; Metazoa; Chordata; Mammalia; Artiodactyla; Balaenidae. Gene Ontology annotation, molecular function: protein binding; Arp2/3 complex binding.
UGUCACGGGGCAGGGCGAGCGCGGUGAGGCGCUCCUGGCCUGGCGUCCUGGUUCCGCAGACCCUGCCGUCUCUCCUGCCCCGGCCCGGCUCACCCUCAUGUACCGCGCGCUGUACGCGUUCCGCUCGGCGGAGCCCAACGCGCUGGCGUUCGCCGCGGGCGAGACCUUCCUGGUUCUGGAGCGCAGCAGCGCGCACUGGUGGCUGGCGGCGCGGGCGCGCAGUGGCGAGACGGGCUACGUGCCGCCCGCCUACCUGCGCCGCCUGCAGGGCCUGGAGCAGGAUGUCCUCCAAGCCAUUGACAGGGCCAUUGAGGCUGUGCACAAUGCAGCCAUGCGGGAUGGUGGCAAGUACAGCCUGGAGCAGCGCGGGAUCCUCCAGAAGCUGAUCCACCACCGGAAAGAGACCCUGUCCCGCAGAGGCCCCUCAGCCCCCAACCCUGCAGCUAUGACCCCAUCCACCAGUGACCACCACCUGGAUGCUGCUGCUGCCAGGCAGCCCAAUGGGGUGUGUAGAGCUGGGUUCGAGCGGCAGCACAGCCUGCCCAGUUCUGAGUAUCUUGGGGCAGAUGGAGGCCUCUACCAGAUCCCACCACAGCCUCGCCGAGCAGCACCCACCACGCCACCCCCACCCGUGAAGCGCCGAGACCGCGAGGCCCUAGUGGCCUUGGGGAGUGGCGGCCGCAACGCCACGCCCUCUGGGGGCAGUUCUGUGUCCAGCGGCUCCUCUGUCGGCAGCACCUCCCUUGACACACUAUAUACCGGCUCCAGCUCAUCGGAGCCAGGCCCCAGCUGCUCACCCACGCCCCCACCUGUGCCCCGCCGAGGCACGCAUACCCCUGUGUCCCAAGCUCAGCCCCCUCCCUCCAAGGUGCCAAACUCGGAGCCCCCUACAGAGGAGGUAGCAGUUGAUACAGCCCCAGCCCCUGAUGAGCUGGAAGCCCUGGGUGCGCUGAACCUGGGGACCACAGAAGAGAAGACGCUGGCUGAGACUGCUGUGCCCAGGACCAUCGGGGCAGAGCUGAUGGAGCUCGUGCGGAGGAACACCGGCCUGAGCCACGAGCUGUGCCGAGUGGCCAUUGGCGUCGUGGUGGGUCACAUCCAGGCCUCCGUGCCGGCCAGCUCACCUAUCAUGGAGCAGGUCCUCCUCUCACUGGUAGAGGGCAAGGACCUGAGCACUGCCCUGCCCUCAGGGCAGGUCUGCCACGACCAGCAGAGGCUGGAAGUGAUCUUUGCAGACCUGGCCCGGCGGAAGGAUGACGCCCAGCAGCGCAGCUGGGCCCUGUAUGAGGACGAGGGUGUCAUCCGCUGCUACCUGGAGGAGCUGCUGCACAUUCUGACGGAUGCAGACCCUGAAGUUUGCAAGAAAAUGUGCAAGAGGAAUGAGUUCGAGUCUGUCCUGGCCUUGGUGGCCUAUUACCAAAUGGAGCACCGGGUGUCACUGCGGCUGCUGCUCCUCAAGUGCUUCGGCGCCACGUGCAGCCUGGACGCAGCCAUCAUCUCCACACUAGUGUCAUCUGUGCUGCCUGUGGAGCUGGCGCGGGACAUGCAGACAGACACGCAGGACCAUCAGAAACUCUGUUACUCCGCCCUCAUUCUGGCCAUGGUCUUCUCCAUGGGGGAGGCAGUGCCCUAUGCACACUAUGAGCACCUGGGCACACCCUUCGCCCAGUUCCUGCUGAGCAUCGUUGAGGACGGGCUGCCCUUGGACACCACCGAGCAACUGCCGGAUCUCUGCAUGAAUCUACUUCUGGCUCUCAAUUUGCACCUGCCAGCCCCUGACCAGAACUUCAUCAUGGCCGCCCUGAGCAAACACGCCAAUGUCAAGAUCUUCUCCGAGAAGCUACUGUUGCUCCUGAACAGAGGGGAUGACCCCGUGCGCAUCUUUAAGCAUGAGCCUCAGCCGCCACACUCCGUCCUCAAGUUCCUGCAGGACGUGUUCGCCAGCCCCGCCACAGCUGCCAUCUUCUACCACACGGAUAUGAUGGCGCUCAUCGACAUCACCGUGCGGCACAUCGCGGACCUGUCGCCUGGAGAUAAGCUUCGCAUGGAGUACCUCUCCCUGAUGCACGCUGUGGUCCGCUCCACACCCUACCUACAGCACCGCCACCGGCUCCCCGACCUGCAGGCCACGCUGCGACGCAUCCUAACCGAGGAGGAAGCCUCGCCCCAGUGCCAGAUGGACCGCAUGAUUGUCCAAGAGAUGUGCAAGGAAUUCCCGGUGCUGGGCGAGGCCCCCAGCUAGCACCUUCUUUUCCUCCCUUCCCUGCAGCCCUGGGUAGGGUGCAGGGGACUCGGAGGCUUGGCCCUAAGAAUGUUUUGCACUGACAGUUUGAGGGGAGGUGAUGGUGGAAGGGACCUAAGCAGGGACCCCCACCUGAAAUAGAGCUAAUGAGAGGGGCCAAGCGCAGGAUUAGGGACCACGCGCUGGGAGCUAUGCUGGGGCAGGGGGAGUGUGAACUGAAGCCCCUCCAUCUCCUGCUGGGCUGCCUCUUCAGCAUGCCUCCCCACCCCACACACAUGCACACUCAGAGUCCUGCUGCUGCUCCAGGCUGGGCCAGAGCCCUCAUCCCCCGCGCCCACCUGGUCUGUGUCCUGGGCUUCAGCAAGCCGUGUCCCUGGGGUGAGAGGAGGCACCUUCCGCCAGCUCCGUUCUUUGCCUUAGCUUCGCAGUGAGUGCUGCUCAUGUGCUCUGUCCCCCCAGCCGCCGCCCCGUGGGGGGUCUCUGCCCCUCACUCCAGCCCCCAGAGGUCUUGGCCAAGCUGCUGCUUUGAAAGCAGAGUCUUAGAGACAGGCCAUCCACCCUGGAGCCUCACAGAAUGAGGUGAUGGCACUGAUAAAGCCAAUGACAGAAUCUAUUUUCUCUGUAAAAACGUAGACCGAAAAGCCAUGUGUAUUUUCCUAUGUGCUGCAGCUCAGCUUGGAAAUAAAUCACAGGCAU